Leptomonas pyrrhocoris is the source of this 1083-nucleotide messenger RNA. Its product is annotated as putative NAD synthase. Bases 202 to 1083 code for a protein of 293 amino acids. Gene Ontology annotation, cellular component: cytoplasm. The transcript has a single exon. Gene Ontology annotation, biological process: NAD+ biosynthetic process. Gene Ontology annotation, molecular function: NAD+ synthase (glutamine-hydrolyzing) activity; glutaminase activity. Lineage: Eukaryota; Euglenozoa; Kinetoplastea; Trypanosomatida; Trypanosomatidae. The record is from RefSeq and is a predicted model, not a curated record.
GUUGCCGAACUCCCUCUCAGAACGUUGCAUUUAUCCAUUCACUCCUUUGCUUUUCCCUCAGCCAUUUUUCUCUUUUACAGACAUAUUCCACCUCAAAAACUACAUUUAUCAUUGACUUCCUUCUGCCGGUUCCGCCAAGAUAGACGCUUGGCUUCUCAUUCUGGCAAGAAUCAAAAAACACACACGCCCACACAACGAAAAAUGCCCGUCGCUGCCCUCCUGCCAGAGCUGCAGCGCGUUCUUAUGGAGCACCGCAAAGCGUGCAACUUCGACGCCGCGGCGUGGGUGGAGAUGAAGUGCGGGAAGCUGAACGACUACAUGCGCCGCUGCGGCCUGGAGGCCUGUGUCACGAGCGUCUCUGGCGGGAUCGACUCUGCCGUCGUCUUGGCUCUGUGUGCACGUGCGAUGCAGGCACAUGACAGCCCUAUCCAAAAGAAUGUCGGUUUGUGUCAGCCGAUCCACAGCAGCGUGUGGGCGCUGGAGCGGGGCAAGGAGAAUAUUGCCGCCUGCGGUGCGACCGAAGUGGUGGUGGAUCAGACGUCUUUGCAUCAGGAGCUGGCCGCGGUGGUUGAGAAGGCGAUGGGGAUUGAUGGCCGAGACUUCGCUCGGGGGCAGCUGCGCAGUUACAUGCGCACUCCUCCUGGCUUCUACGUCGCACAGCUGCUGAGUCAAGAGGGACUGCCGGCGAUUGUGAUGGGCACGGGGAACAAGGACGAGGACUUCUACCUGGGCUACUUCUGCAAGGCUGGCGACGGCGUCGUGGAUGUGCAGCUGAUUUCUGACCUGCACAAAAGCGAGGUGUUUGCGGUGGCGGAUGUGCUGGGGGUGCCGGCAAACACACGCAACGCCGCGCCGUCGGCGGACCUGUGGGCAGGGCAGACCGACGAGGAUGAGCUCGGCUUCCCGUACGACUUUGUGGAGCUUUUCACGGGGUGGUAUUUGAAGCAGCACGAGUCGUCGAAGCUCGAAUUUUUGGACUCCCUCUCGGCGGACGCGCGGAAGCAGUUUGAGCAGUACACCGCCGCCUGCGAGCUCGUCCACCGCCGUAACGCUCACAAGUUGAUGGGCCAGGUCAACCUGUGA